This is a messenger RNA of Ctenopharyngodon idella (grass carp), 2839 nucleotides long. RefSeq names its product major histocompatibility complex class I-related gene protein-like. The record is from RefSeq and is a predicted model, not a curated record. Lineage: Eukaryota; Metazoa; Chordata; Actinopteri; Cypriniformes; Xenocyprididae. Gene Ontology annotation, biological process: immune response. The transcript has 5 exons. Bases 125 to 1162 code for a protein of 345 amino acids. Gene Ontology annotation, cellular component: external side of plasma membrane.
GAUGUCCCGUCCCACCCCAUUAUCGCUCCCUUUCGAGCAAAAUCGACUGAAAUAAUCAAAACGAAACAACAAGACAGUCUAAGAGACGCAGCCGUAUUGUAAUCUAACAUGCUGGUUCCUUUGCAUGUACAUUGCAACAUAUUUGAAGACUAAAAGCAUGCAGCGCAAAUGGACAGAAUCGUAUGUACUCGCUUUUUUACUUACACUUUCUCUUCCACCUGCGUCAGAUGGUUCUCACUCUUUGUGGUUGCUUUCAACUUACCUUCAGGGAAAAACACAGUUUCCUGAAUUUAGUUACACAACAUCUUUGGAUGACAUCACAGUUGGAUACUAUAAUUCAACAACAUAUAUUCCAAGAGGGAAUACGACUAAUGAGGAUGAUGUGAUUGAUUCAGAUUACAUAAAGGUAAUAAGUGGCUACAUGUAUGACUCCUUUUUGAGAAGAUCUGCACUGUUAAGGCAAGACAGCCAAAAUGACAGUCUUGAUGUUUAUCAGACACUAGUUUUCUGUGAGCUGCUGGACCUCGACAAGCCUGGACAGAUGAUUAUCAAAGAUUCUGCUAGAGGCUCCACUACAGAUGAGCUGCAUUACUUUAACAACACGUUUACUUAUACUGUGACUGUAAAUAUUAAACAAGAACUGAUCAAACCGCACCUGGAAGUAUUUAAGCAGGAAUUUGCACAUACCUUUCACCCAGUUUGCAUAAAAACUCUCAAGAAUUACCUUAAAAAGAGAGAAGAUCAAAUAAAUAGAAAAACAGCACCAAAUAUCAGAUUUAUUCAGAAAGCAAACUCAGAUUCUGGAGGGUCUCGUGUGAGUUGUUUGGCGACAGGAUUUUACCCUCGUCACAUCAACCUGACCCUGUUCAGAGAUGGACAGCCUGUAUCUGAUCAUGAGAUCACUGGAGGAGAUCUGCUGCCCAAUGGUGACGGGACGUACCAGAUGAGGAAGAGUCUGGAGAUCAGUGCAGACAAACACAAAUACACCUGCUCUGCCACACACCUCAGUCUGGACAACAAACUGAUCAUUGAUUUAGAAGAUGAACCUUCCAGACUUCACAUAGGAGUUGCUGUCGUGAUGUUGGUAUGUGCGAUAUCUGUGAUUUUGGCAGUUGUUUGGAUGAGAAGGCAAGCAGGACGACUAAGGCUAUGUCCACACUAGUGCGUUUUUGUUUUAACACUGCAUUUUAAAAUGAAAAUUAUCCUUGUCCAUGCUGGCGUUUCCACUGCGUUUCAGAAAAGAGCUCUCUCCACACUACACGACGCUUCAGUAUUAUAAAAUGCAGAGUAAACUGCACAAUAGCUGCUAAAAAGGACAACAAAGUCAGCAAAGCCAUCUCCAUGUUAUUAUUUACACAGUCAGUAGCAUAAUGGUAGGGGCAUAACAAUAUGAUAGGGGCUUGAUGAAUCAGGGAAGGAUACGCAAUGAUCCAGAAGACCCAAUCAGGGAGUGAAUGUGGGCAGCCACGUCUUCGUUUUCAGAAGUCUCCGUUUUGGUGCAUCUACACUGAAAAUGCAGUAGUGUAAACGUAGCCUAAGUGGUAGUCCUAACUUCGGCAUACUGCAAUGCUUCGAUGUUCUUGGGAUUUGUCAUUGUUGCCGUUAGUUACAUGAAAACCAAAAUGUCUAAUAUGCGUCAGGAGGAUUCUUCUUGUUCUGGCUAAUCUGCUUUCUCUCAAAUUGUCUUAUUAUUUUAUUUUAUUCAAGUAUGCCGAUACAAUUACAAUACAAUUACGAUACAAUAACAUUUUUUAUACCCCUAUAUCUUAUAUACACAUUACAAAUGAAUGUAAAUGCAGUAGGCCUAGUUGUACAACUGUAAAAUCUGUUGUCUUGUGGGGUGAAUUCAUGUAAGCUGAGCCACAUUUAGCACAAUUUACCUUGCUUCACUUUAUAUAUUUUUUGUGUAGUCUAUUCUUUUUUUUUUUUAAGUAUACUAUGUCUGCACUAUAGUUUUCUUAACCAUUAAUCUAUAUAAAUAAUUUCAGUGCUAUUAACCUCUUAAUCAUUUAAUAUGACUGAAUAAACCGCAGGAUGCACAUGAGUGGUCUAUAUAUUAAAUCAUAUUUAUGUCAUUUUACAUAUUCAUCUUGUUUGCUUUGGAUUGGAAAUAACCUUUGAGAAUCUGACUACAUUUCAUUUUUGACUGUCAUAACAUUUUAUCUUUUUGUAACUUAUGUUCUUUUAUUUGAAUUUUUGAUUUUGACUGGUAUUUUGUUUUUAUGAAUUUUUAUAUUCAAUAAUUACUGUCCUAAAACAAAAUCUGUUACGCAUUAUGACUUUAUCAGAGGUGUAAAGUAUUUGAGUAAAUGUGAUUAGUUACUGUACUUUUACUCUUGACUACAUUGACUACAUUUCUGAAUAAGUAUAUGUACUCUUUACUUCACCUCACAUUACAUUUUGCAUGGCACCUAACUUUUUCUGCAGCAGUUCAUUUCUGCUAUAAAAGAAGCAAAUGCCAUCUACAGGGUACUGCAAGUCCUACAUCUUGUGUGAUUUGCUCUUACUCACCCGAACUAAUUUACGUGAAUGCGAGUGCAUUAGCAAGUAGUUGUGAAUCUGUAGUGUUUUAUAUAUGAGAUGAGGACAUGACUGGAGCCGCCAAUGAGACUGAAACCAGCACUUCCAGUGCAAGAAGGCUUUGACUUUUAAUUUUACUUAACAUUAUUUUAUAUAUCUGUUAUAUUGAAGAGAUCUUUUUGAGCACUUGAGCUUUACUAACACUUGAUUGUCUAUAGACGUUUAAAAGGUUGUUGUGUCGACCUUGAUUUAUUGCAAUUUUGACGUGUUCAGUUUUAUUUUGAUUAUAGAAAAUAAAUAUGAUUGCUCUUCUCACAAA